Culex pipiens pallens (northern house mosquito) is the source of this 2048-nucleotide messenger RNA. Its product is annotated as alpha-L-iduronidase. Lineage: Eukaryota; Metazoa; Arthropoda; Insecta; Diptera; Culicidae. Gene Ontology annotation, molecular function: L-iduronidase activity; protein binding. The record is from RefSeq and is a predicted model, not a curated record. The transcript is spliced from 7 exons. Gene Ontology annotation, biological process: carbohydrate metabolic process. Bases 7 to 1884 code for a protein of 625 amino acids.
GCAAACAUGUUGGUUUUAUUGGGACUCUUGUUUGUUGCAGUCGUAGCAAAUGGUGAAUCAGUUCACCAUUUAAACCUUAACCUCGAAGAAGCUCUACACAAUGGGAAACCCUUGGACCGUUUCUGGACCAGUACCGGACUGUGUCCGCCGGCGCCGAGGGAACGUGCGGCGGAGUUUUUGCUUUCCGAAUAUAGUUUACGCAAUUUGGAAAUUAUUGGCGCGUUGCCAAACCGGGGGAUCAAGCACGUGAGGAUUCACUGGCUGUUGGAAAUGAUACGAUUUUCCCACUACGACGACAAAAAGACGAUAUUUUACGACUUCUCUAAACUAGAUGCCUUCCUUGACAAACUGAACGAGUUUGGCCUAUAUCCGGGCUUUGAACUGAUGGGCGUCCCCCAGGGCAUCUACGAAAGGGAGAGCAAGCGUCGAUUCGGUUACUUUUGGGCCGAUUUGACGAUGCAAUUGGCAGCGCGGUAUCUUCAUCGUUACGGAAUGAAGUACGUUCUGGAGUGGAGAUUCGAAACGUGGAACGAACCUGACUUGAAAGGCUACAACGUGUUGAACUUCACCACUGAAGAAUACAUCAGCUACGUUCAAUCAACCCGACUGGGACUGGACGCCGCUGGUCGGCUGUUCAACAACCUGCUGCACAUUCCGCUGCGAGGUCCAGCUGGAUUGUUCAAAGCGGAAUUGCAUCACCCGUUCUGUUGGGGGAUUUUGGAGCUCUGCAACGAACGGCCCCACAAGUGUCCCUUCGAGGUGUUGAGCUUCCACCGGAAAGGAAGUGGUGCCAGGGCGGAUGAAAUUCUCGACGGAGGUUUGCAGUUGAUGGACCAGAUUUGGGAGCGAUUUCCUAAUUUGAGUGGGUUUAGAGUUUCUAAUGAUGAAGCCGAUCCCAUCGCCGGUUGGUCAACCCCUCGCGAAUUUCAAUCCAACCUUAAAUACGGAGCCAUGCUAGUAUCAACGGUUCUUCAACAUUGGUCAGCUAAAUUUCAGGGUCGUUUCGCCAACUUGGAGUCAAUUUCGCACGAUAAUGCCUUCCUCAGCUAUCAUCCGUUUGAGUUUGAUCAGCGAACUCUGUUGGCACGAUUUCAAAUGAACGAAACUCACCCACGAGAGAUUCAAUUCGUGGCAAAACCAGUUUAUUCGGCGCUAGGAAUGUUGGCCAGCUUGGGACCUCUAGUGACUGACGUUACAUUUGAAAAAGACAAUCUUAGUUACGUCAUUUCGUACGAUUUAGAACCAUUUUACUCGAGUAUUCUCCUAACGCAAUCAAAUGACACCUUUGAUCCAGUCAUAAAGAGGACCACCCUAACAAUGAACAUCACGCUUCCUGUAUCCAGAUCAAGAAUCGCCUACGUCGUCGAGGGACUUCAAGCUGGAUUGAACGAUCCGAGUGGCGUAUGGAAUUUCUACGGAAAGCCACCCUAUCCGACGAGGGAGCAGUUUGCUGAAAUGAGAUCUGCUCAGUUUCCCAGUUUGAUUUUUGGGCCUAGAACUUUGGAAAGCGGUGCUAAAAUGAUUUCGAUUGUUCUAAGCUUGCGAAUUCCAUGGAUAGUGAAUGUGCGGUUUUGUAGUGAAAAAAUUGAGCCCACAGGGAUAAUAAAUGUUCGAAUUAGAAAAGUUAAUAGCGAUGAGGUUGUUAUUUUCUGGAGUGACGCUGUCAAGCAUUUAAGUUCCAGGUGCAUCCUUACUUACGAAGUUUGGCAUCGAAAUAACGAUAUGGAAUGGAAGCAAGUAAACAAGGAUAAUCAUACUCCGUUUAUGUUUUACCAAUUUGUUGUAGCAGAGGCAGGUUCAACUGGAGGACAUUACCGGGUGCGUUCGGUUGAUUUGUUUGGACGCGUUGGCGCUUUUUCGAAAACUCAUUAUUAUGAUGGCUGAUUUUUAAUUAUUUCGGACUUUUAAUUUUGCCACUGCGUACUGAAUUAAUUAGGCCUGUGGAGUGUGAGGAACGACGACCGGCUCCCGGUGUGGUGCUGUUGAUGAAGUUGGACACAGGUUCUUGGGAUGGGGCUGUUUGCGCUGGUGGUUUAAUAAAAAUAAAA